UAUCAAUUGUAAAGCUUUCCGUCGGUUCGCGUUACCGCGCUGCCCUCUCCUUCCUACCUCACUUGCAUCACUCUAGCAAAGGGUGACGUCAUAACGCGGAUUUUCUGGCGACGUGACGUAACCCUCUUAGUACAUCAGGCUCCGAGGGUCGCUCUCUUCUUGGCAGAUGUUUUAGCCUUGGGCUACCAAACUGUUUAUACCCUUUAAGACCUGUUGCAUUAGUAUUGAUACCCUGCAGUCCCCUCACCCUCCAUUCCUCUGCCAUGUUGGAUUUCCAUUGACUUCUAUGCAUCCUAUUACCAGAUAUCGAUGUCUUCGGGAGGAUCCGUUCACCCGCCAUUCUCAGACCUGCGCUCUUUCCCACAGGUGGUCACCAUGGCGACGGAGCUGCUGCUCAACGACCUGGACACCAAGUUCUGUGCGGACAACCUGCUGACCAGCGAGGACUGGGAUACAGGCCUGUACAGUUACCCAGAUGUGGCAGACGACUAUGGCGACCUCUUUCCCUCCGGCUUCGGGUCUUAUCCACUGCACUUGUAUGACAGCCAGAUGGACAUCGAGUCUUGUUCGGCGUCCUCUUCUCUGGAUGAGAUCCACAGCGUCAACCUGUCAGAUCUCUUAGUUAAGACCGAGCCGGUGUCUCCUUUCUCUUCAUCGUCUUGUGAUUCCUCCUCUUCCUGUGAUGGUCUCUACGCACCAUCUCUAGGAGACUCUGGGACGUCUGUGAAGGUUGAGCUGCCACCAUCGCCACCUUGUACAAGCCUGGACCCUUCACCUGCUCCGUGCAGCGCUCUGCACAUAACCCUCCUUCCAGUGUCCACUACAGUCCCGCCUGGAUGUCUAACCAAGUCUAACAGUGUUGUAUCUAAGAAACCGGCCUUACAGCCAAGACCUACACCAGGGACCAAACCACCUGCAGCCCCCAGCAGCACCCGACAUGCCAUUAUCCUGCACCCAGUGACCAGUGCGCCUCCUCCUCCCAUUGUGCCAACUCUCACAGCCUCCCCGUCCAUAAUGGUGUCUCAACUUCUGACAGUGCAGAGUGGAGGAACUGUUACAUCUCCUGUUAAACAUGAAGCCAAGACCAUUGUGCCUGCCCCAACGACUGGCAAAAGCAGACAUACGGAGGUGGAUCCAAAACUCUUAAAGAGACAGCAGCGCAUGAUCAAAAACCGGGAAUCCGCUUGUCAGUCGCGGAGGAAGAAAAAGGAAUAUGUCCAGGGUCUGGAGGCAAGACUGCAGGAAAUGGAGAGACAGCUAGAGAUGGCUCGUCGAGAGAACAGAGAGCUAAGGGAAACUGUGCAGCAUCUAAUGAGGGAGAACUCAUCAUACCGCACCUCCACCAGCAGCCGGAAGGUCGUCUGCGUCAUGGUUGUUCUACUGUUCAUUGCAUUCAAUUAUGGGCCGACAAGUGUGACCCACAACAAUAUGCAAGAAGAGACAAUUAGGAGUCCAGAGGUUUCGUACAGUGGCCGUCACCUGCUGACCUUCAGUAAUAAAAGUGAUUCGCCUGAACCCCCGGCACUGCGGUUCUAUGCGCCACAUCCUGCCAGACGCAGAAGCCCUUUCAGUAACUCAACUGGGUCACUGGCAAACGUGAAGCACUUAAUGGUUCAUGACCUGGAUCAGCUCUUCCUCACCUCCGAUUGCAGACACUUCAACCGCACGGAGUCACUCCGAUUAGUGGACGAGCUCAGUCUGUGGGUUCGCAGGCAUCAAAACGAGAGGAAGACCGGAAAGCAGGUCCCGAAAAAACGCAAAAUAAAGAAGCCUCUGAUCAGGAGCAACGUGGCCUUCUCGGAUCUGGUACCGGCGCACACGUCCAGGCUCCAGCCUCACAGAUUGCAGAAUUCUCCGUUGCAGCUGUACGGUCCCAAGGAGCCCAGCGAUCACUUUCUAAUGGACGCCAUUGAACGCCGUGAAGACACGUUCUACGUGGUCUCCUUCCGCAGGGAUCACCUGCUCCUUCCAGCAAUAAGUCACAAUAAAACAUCCCGUCCUAAGAUGUCCCUGGUGAUGCCGGCCAUGUCCGUUAAUGACAGCGUAUACAAUAGCACGCAGGGGUACGAGACCAUGAUGCAGAUAGACUGCGAGGUGAUGGACACCAGGGUCAUCCAGAUCAAGUCCUCCACCGUCCCCCCCUCACUGCGAACGCCCCGGAAUCCCCCUCCACAGCAAGGGACAGCAAGUGGCAACCAGUCCCUGUAUCUACAGGGCCAAAACUCAAUGGAGGAUGGUCAGGACUGAGGCGGCAGUGCGAGGAAUUAGCCUUUUUAUACUGUAAAUAUGCGUGUGUGUAUAUAAGAAGACGUAUAGGCAGAAGUGUAAGUAAUUAUAUAAAUAUAUAUAUAUAUAUCUCCUAUAGUAAGGGAGGAUGCCUGUAGGCUUUAUACCAGUGGGAUGCAAUCUGUGGCUCUCCGGCUGCUGCAGAACUACAACUCCUAGCAUGCCCUAACAGCCAGCCUUUGUCAAGGCAUGCUGGGACUUUUUGUUUUGCAACAGCCGGAGAGGCAAAGGUUGCAGACCACUGCUUUAUACCAAUAUCCAAGCAUCUCUUGGAUCAUCAUUGGCUAUAAACGGCAGCUGUACAGUAAAGCCUCAUUCUCAAAUGAAUUUUUUAAAGGGAUAUUCCAAGAAAAACUCAUGAAGCCUAGUACAGGGAGCAGGGCAUGACACAAGGACUCUCUCUCUGUGUGAAUCCCUUUGUCAUGCUUCGCCCCCUUACACCCUGCAAAUGUGUCAUUUUAGCCCGGACUAUUCCUUUAAUGGUGGUACUGUGUAUUUUUGUGUUCUUUAACCACAUGAAGCUAAAGGGAAUAUUGAAGACAAAUGCACUUUUUUAUUUUUAUAAUUUUUUUUAUUGUUAUUGAAUUUAACAUAAUUUCCCCACAUAAAAGAAAAAAUCAAUUUCACUAAAAUAAAGAGAAUUUUGUGUGCGGUGUCUCCAAACCUGCUUUUAUGUGGACAGACCCCCCCCCCCCCCCCAUCACAUGGUACAGCCCAUAGCUAUCCAUGGACAGAAUAUGGCGCUGGGUAACGGAACAAGGAAGCGUCAUGUAGCCCAAGCCCCACCCACCACAAUUUCACGUGACUCCGCCGCAUGUCAUGUGACCCACUGUUCUCUGUACCAUGUAAACCUGUGAAAGAGCAGGUGUCAGGGGACCCCUGGGCUGCGUAACGCGGCAAGAGACGUGACCCAACGCCUUGCUUCCUCCACAGUGCUGCAGAACACCCAUCUAUGGGUUAUACCAGGGAUGCCCAACCUGCGGCGCACCAGUGGUUUUAAAACUUGGACAGCCUUCAGCUAUCGGGCCAUGCUGGGAGUUGCAGUUUUGCAACAGCUGGAGGGUUGCAGUUUGAGCAUCCCCUGGGUUCUACCAUUAUGCAGCGCAGAGAGGGGUCUGAGCUGCUCACAUAACAGCAGGUUUGUGGCCACUAUUGUUCAUGUAGAUACAUUCUGACCUUUUUAUGUAUUAAUAUUUAAUAACUGAAGUGAAAAAAAAUACUCUAAAUACCUUAAAAUAGCUGUCCCCCCCCCAACUGACCUCAUGUGGUGGUGACAUCAUCAGUCGCAGCUGGUGGUCACCACACCAUGGUUCUGCCAUCCAGAUCUAAUCCUGGAAGGAAACUCUGUCACUGUGUUUUUUUUUUUUGGGGGGGGGUGGAAUAUUGGCCUCGAGCGGGCAAACAUGAAGGAGAACGUAUUGUGGGAAUCAAUGGGAAAACUCCAGCAUCUGAUCAAAGACCCUUUAAAACUGACAGGAAACGACAUGGACAUAGGAAUGCCUACGCGUUUCAGGACUAACCGUAAUGACCCUCACUGAAGGCGUAAAAUCAUACAAAAAACCAAAUCAAUUUAAAGUUACAAAUGACCAAUGGUUGUUCACUACUGAAUCACAUGACACAGGAAUAGUCGUACUUGUACGAUACCAAAACGAAACCAUUGCACCUGCAUCAUUGACCCAUCUGGGUUAUCGAAUGGAGGAUUCCCCUUUUUUGUGUUUUAGAUGCUGGUCUCCUUGUACAUAUGUGUGCGUUUUCUGUGUGUGCGGGUAGACUUUCCGUCUGUAUAUAUGGGUGGACUUUAUUUAUAUUGCAUUGUGUGUACAUAUAAAUAAAAGUUAAAGCAGAACCCCACUCCAAACCAGGGAGCCAGCCUAUGCCUGCAGUUACAGGAGUUGU
Messenger RNA from Bufo bufo (common toad), 4182 nucleotides. It is a transcript of the gene ATF6B, whose product is annotated as activating transcription factor 6 beta. The record is from RefSeq and is a predicted model, not a curated record. Gene Ontology annotation, molecular function: DNA-binding transcription factor activity, RNA polymerase II-specific; RNA polymerase II cis-regulatory region sequence-specific DNA binding. The transcript has 17 exons. Bases 310 to 2247 code for a protein of 645 amino acids. Lineage: Eukaryota; Metazoa; Chordata; Amphibia; Anura; Bufonidae. Gene Ontology annotation, cellular component: nucleus. Gene Ontology annotation, biological process: regulation of transcription by RNA polymerase II; endoplasmic reticulum unfolded protein response.